AGCUUUGUCUGCUUACUUUUACAUAAAAUUACUGGUUGUUUAAUCCCCAAACUAAUUCAGAGCUGUUUUCUGCUACUUGUGUAACAAGAGUCGCUUCUACUCCCACCCACCGUUUGUUCACUGGGUUUUCUUGAGGUAACAAGAAUUUCGAAAUACAUUGCCGAAGUUAUUAUCUCCCUAGGAUAUAAUUUACAAGUCCCACUUCUUUAAGGCGUUGUGUCUUUCCUAGUUGAUCAAUACGCCCCUUUGCACGUUAGGUGGUGCUUUUUGUUUGGGUUUCCUUGAACCCAGGUUUUGGUUGCUUUAAUCCUGCAAGAUAGAGAUACUUUUCGAUCCAACACUGGCAGUAGGCAGUUCGAACAUAUUCUUUUGUUUCAUAUAAAAAAUCCUUCUUACUCAACGGUUCAUUAUUGAAAGGGAUGGUGCUUGUUCAUGGAAUUAAGUAUGCCUGUGAAAGAUGUAUUCGAGGUCAUCGAGUUACAUCCUGUACUCAUACGGAUCAACCUUUGACCAUGAUAAAACCCAAAGGAAGACCAGCAUCUCAAUGCCAGCAUUGCAGAGAACAACGGAAGUUGAAAUCUUUACAUAUUAGCUGCUCUUGUGACAAGAAAGGAGGAACUCAUGCUUCAAAUUGUUUGAAAAACCCUGCAGGUUGUACUUGUUAUCAUACUCAUAAGUCUAAAAUUGCCGAAAAGUCAAAAAAGAAAGAUAAGGGCAAAGAUUCAGAAAAUGCUAUUAGUCUGACAACUUCUAUCAUGGAAGGAAAGAUUACCAUUGACGACGAAUUCAUCAAAUCCAACAGUGAUUUAUUCGAAUUUUUAAACUCAAAUCAAUUAGACCUUGGUGAUUACAAUAAUAUGAAAUCCUCAGUUCGAGAUUCAGAUGGUGGGAACCACAAAAAUUUUGAUAAAUCAAUGGACUUUCCAUUGUUCCCAUUGAUUGGUACUCAAUCUUUUGAUAACGAAAACAUGCCUUUGUCAUCGCUACCUUCUGAUCAACCUACGUCGUCAAUGGGUAAUUCAAACCAAACCUCAUCGGUUAAUAACAGUUCUUCCCAUUCAUCAAACCAGUCAACAAGUAGCCCUACUCCAGCCCAAAGUAGUAUGUCCAUUAACAAUAAUGAUGGAUAUAUCAUCAAUAAUGCCGCUGCUUCAGAAAUGGGCUCAACCAAUGGCAAUGGCAUUACAACAACACAUCUGAAUUCGAAUCCAAAUUUUCAGGUUGUUUCAUCUAUUGCAAGGUCUCAUUCAUUUAAGAAUAGGCCAUCAUCUGUAUUAUCCGUGAAUUCGGGCUCAUCAUUUACCGACUCGAAAUUCGAUGCUUAUCCUCCAUCAGGAAAUGUUUCCAACAUAAACUCUUCUUCAAACCUUAAUAUUGCUCCACAUAGUCCUCAAAAUGCGGACGUGAAUGUUAACAAUAAUCACAACAGCAAUGUGAUCAUGAAUCCAGUUCCUACAAGUAAAAAUUUUCCCUUUGGUAACAUUUUGGAAUCAAACGAGCUCUAUAUUCUGGAUGAAGAUUUGGAACAUUUCUUGAAUGAUUAUGAUAAUAAUCAGUAAAUGUUACAUAAUGAUUAAAGAUUAUUUAUUCAUAAUUAACACAUUAAACUUAAAAAGAAAACCACAUGUUUGUCAUAUUUUUAAGUUCUCAAGCCUAUUGACAUUUGAGUCCAUGUCAAGGGUUUGAGUCGAUACUUUAGAACUCUUUCUUGGAAUCUCGUUAUUCAAGUAAAUCAAAAGUUUCUCAUCAGUUAUCUCAAUUAAUGACUUCGAUUCAACUUGUUCUAGAAUUGUUAAUCUUAGAAUGUACUCUAAUAGAGACAAGGAUUUAGAAGUUUCUUGUUUAGCAGUCUCACCUUUUUCUAUUUCGUCUUCAGAAUCGUCACUCUCAUUAUUAUCACUUUCACUAUCAACGUCUUCAUAUAUUCCAAAAGCGAUAUAUUCAUCGUCUAAUUUUAGAAUCAAUACAGCAGAAUCAUUGUUGUCUAAUCUCAAUAGCUUACCUGAUCUACU
Yamadazyma tenuis ATCC 10573 is the source of this 2012-nucleotide messenger RNA. Lineage: Eukaryota; Fungi; Ascomycota; Pichiomycetes; Serinales; Debaryomycetaceae. The record is from RefSeq and is a predicted model, not a curated record.